AUGAUGCGUCGCGCCGCGUCCACGCUGCUCCGGCAGGCGAGGGUCGCGCACAGGGCUGUGGCCACCACGCAGGCUGCUGCGCCCCUUGGCGCGGCGGAGGCUCGAGGGUUCGCGCCGAUCGCGCGCGGGUUUCACACCUCAAACAUCGCCGGGGCGGGCAUCUCCGCCCAGGAGCUCUCCUCCCUGCUCGAGCAGCGCAUCUCCGGCCACUACUCCGCGCUGGACAUCGACGAGAUCGGCCGCGUGCUGUCCGUGGGCGACGGCAUCGCGCGCGUGUACGGCCUGAACAAGAUUCAGGCUGGCGAGAUGGUCGAGUUCGCCUCCGGGGUUAAGGGCAUGGCGCUCAACCUCGAGAACGACAACGUGGGGAUCGUGUGCUUCGGUUCCGACACCACUAUCAACGAGGGUGACAUCGUCAAGCGCACCGGCGCCAUCGUCGACGUCCCCGUCGGCCGCGGUAUGCUCGGCCGCGUCGUGGACGGCCUCGGCCAGCCCAUCGACGGCAAGGGUCCCCUCGGCGACGUGACCCAGCAGCGCGUCGAGAUCAAGGCUCCCGGCAUCAUCGUUCGCAAGUCUGUGCACGAGCCGAUGCAGACGGGCCUCAAGGCCGUGGACUCGCUCGUGCCCAUCGGCCGCGGCCAGCGCGAGCUGAUCAUCGGCGAUCGCCAGACGGGCAAGACCGCCAUCGCGAUCGACACCAUCAUCAACCAGAAGGGGGUCAACGACCAGGGCGACGAGAGCAAGAAGCUCUACUGCGUCUACGUCGCCGUCGGCCAGAAGCGAUCCACCGUCGCGCAGCUCGUCAAGGUGCUCCAGGACAAGGGCGCGUUGGACUACUCCGUCAUCGUCGCGGCGACCGCCUCCGACCCCGCGCCCCUCCAGUUCCUCGCCCCCUACUCGGGCUGCGCCAUCGCCGAGUACUUCCGCGACAACGGCAUGCACUCGCUCAUCAUCUACGACGACCUCUCCAAGCAGAGCGUCGCCUACCGCCAGAUGUCCCUCCUCCUCCGCCGUCCCCCCGGACGCGAGGCGUUCCCCGGUGAUGUCUUCUACCUCCACUCCCGCCUCCUCGAGCGCGCGGCGAAGAUGAGCGACGAGGUUGGCGCGGGAUCCAUGACGGCGCUCCCCGUCGUCGAGACCCAAGGCGGCGACGUCUCCGCGUACAUCCCCACCAACGUCAUCUCCAUCACCGACGGACAGAUCUUCCUCGAGACGGAGCUCUUCUUCAAGGGCAUCCGCCCGGCGAUCAACGUCGGCCUCUCCGUCUCCCGCGUCGGUUCCGCGGCGCAGAUGAAGGCGAUGAAGCAGGUGUCCGGCUCGCUCAAGCUCGAGCUGGCGCAGUACCGCGAGGUUGCCGCGUUUGCGCAGUUUGGCUCGGACCUCGACGCCGCCACCCAGUACCUCCUCAACCGCGGCUCGCGCCUCACCGAGGUGCUCAAGCAGGGCCAGUUCGUGCCCAUGCCCAUCGAGCAGCAGGUUGUGGUCAUCUACGCCGCGACGAAGGGCUACCUCGACAAGGUUGCCAUCAACGACAUCGGCGCGUUCGAGGCUGGCCUGCUCAAGGAGGUAUCCCCGGCGCUGCUCGAGACCAUCCGCACCGAGAAGGUCAUCUCCGACAGCACCGACGCCAAGCUCAAGGAGCUCUGCGAGGGCUACACCAAGGGGUUCAUCGCCGCCAAGGCUUAAAACGCUUAAAUGGGGUUGGGAUCGAUUCGCCCCGAGCGGUGGGUUCCGCAAACGGGCUCGUGUGUUUUAUCAUCAAUCACGGUAACCGCGGCGCACGUAUGUACGUACGCGCGGUGUCCUCGUCAUGUUCUGUUUCAAUAAAACUCAACUCAUCACGAG
Messenger RNA from Micromonas commoda, 1845 nucleotides. Its product is annotated as H+-or Na+-translocating f-type, v-type and A-type ATPase superfamily. The transcript has 2 exons. The record is from RefSeq and is a predicted model, not a curated record. Gene Ontology annotation, molecular function: proton-transporting ATP synthase activity, rotational mechanism; ATP binding; ADP binding. Gene Ontology annotation, biological process: proton transmembrane transport; proton motive force-driven ATP synthesis. NCBI's taxonomy places the organism in Eukaryota, Viridiplantae, Chlorophyta, Mamiellophyceae, Mamiellales, Mamiellaceae. The coding region runs from base 1 to 1686 and encodes 561 amino acids.